GUUGGAACAUCAACCGUGACAGAAAUAUUUCUCUCCCACAGUCUCAGAAAUAGAGGAAGAGGCAGCCAGAGACAGCAGAGGCAGAAACCAGGCGCAGAAAUCUCUGAGAAGGACCAAAGGAAGUGAGACGUUAGAUAAAGAGAGGAGAGGAUGAGCUGGAAUCAGUGACAUGACUCUGGAGGGCUGUGGAGACUCCUUACCUCAAGACAGAAGUGUUUUCAAAAUCAGCAUAACUCCGAGUCAACAUGUAGACGCUCUGCGGGGCUCCAAUUAAAUUACCCCACUUCCUCCUCUCCCUCCCCGCCGACAGAAUUUAUUUUAGCCUGCAUGUCUGAGGGGACAGAUCUUGAGGUUUUCUGAGGAAUCAGGGAUGCUUCUGAGACGUAGAUGCAGAGCAGGCUGUUCUGUCAUGGUGGCGACCCAAACUGACAGAACCGAGGACAGCGUGGACUGCUCAGAGGCGGACCAGUCUCCUGCCAUGCACAGGUAUUCUCUGCUCGAUAUUAAGGUCAGUUAAGAUAUCGAUCCGUGCUGUCAAGAGCUGUUAUCGACCAAUCCUACCAUUGAGUUUCAGCGUUUUGUGUCAGAGUAAAGCAAUAUAUUAAAGUUUGGUGAUUUUUUUGUAACUGUUUUCAGAGCUUACACUGUCAAGAAGUCUCAGUGCUUAAGCCAACUGUGUUUGUUUACAAAUGUGAUGAACUUAGACUCAUCCAUCGCGGCGUUCUUUGAUUCAGAGCAACAGAUGAACUGUAAGCCAUAGAAACUCUGCUGAACAAGCCAUAACCAUCACAGAACCUUUCUCUUUGCUGUCUCUACUGUGCUUCAUAUCGACGAGAAUCCUGUGCUUCAGCGUCCGCGUGCCCGUCAGACACUUUAACCUAAGAAAAGAGGGUUUUGUGAGGAGCUGGAGACAUUUUCAGGAGAACAAGUGCUUCCUAAACCGCGGCGAAGGAGCCGCCGUCCCGCUGUCAGCCUCACAAAAGCAGACAAAGACCAUGAGUGGAGGAAGCAGAGCCCCAGCCUGACCCGACUAUUGACUGUUGCUAAAACCGAACGCUUGGACAGUAUAGACUGAGGGUAAACACAAAAUCACCCACUGAGGUGGAAAGAAGAGACAGGAAGAGAGGAGGAGGAGGAGCUCUUUCUCUCACCCGCCCGGUGGUCAGACUGGCCGGCACAGCCAUGGCGUUCACCUUUGCGGCCUUCUGCUACAUGCUCACCUUGGUCCUGUGCGCCGCCCUCAUCUUCUUCGUCAUCUGGCAGAUCAUUGCGUUUGAUGAGCUCCGCACAGACUUCAAAAACCCCAUCGAUCAGAGCAAUCCCACCAGAGCGAGAGAGAGGAUCCUCAACAUCGAAAGGAUCUGCAACCUGCUUCGCAGACUGGUGGUUCCAGAGUACUCCAUCCACGGGCUCUUCUGCAUCAUGUUCAUGUGUGCCGGAGAGUGGGUCACACUUGGCCUCAAUAUCCCGCUGCUCUUCUACCAUCUGUGGAGGUUUUUCCACCGGCCCGCGGACGGUUCAGAGGUGAUGUACGAUCCCGUCAGCGUGAUGAACGCCGACAUUCUCAACUACUGCCAGAAGGAGUCCUGGUGCAAGCUGGGCUUCUAUUUGAUCUCUUUCUUCUAUUAUCUCUACAGUAUGGUCUACGCCUUGGUGAGCUUCUAACAAACUCGUGUUCUGGGGAUAUAAAAGGAGAACAGGCAUGAACUCUUCCUCUCUCCGCUUGUAUUGACUUUCACGUUUUUUUUUUUUUUCUUUUUUCAAUCUAAUACUGGACAAAAUAAGUGGAGCAAUCUGAAUGAAUGUGCAUCGAUUUGACCAUUUCACCCCCCAUGCAGCUGCCGGACCGGCUGAAGGAAGUUUGGAAGCUUUGUGAAGAAACAAAAAAACGAGGACACGGACGCUUGCGAUGCCUUUGACCCAUCAUACGGUUAUUUCUGAAGGGCUGGAUUUUACCCCACGCUGCUCACUCAACUCACUGUGAAUCUCCAACUUAGGGACUUGAAUGGAAACAAUUCAUGUCUGUAUUCAAAACGUACUAAGAGCAGGGUUGUUUUGGGUAUAAUCAUGCACACAUGAAGCUCUUAGAUCUGACUGAGGUAGAGGGGUUUACCUGUAGGAAAACUUUUAAAUCGUGCAAAUAAGUUAAAACAUGAUGUGGGGGAUUGUGGAUGAAUGAAAGUGGAUGAAAUGCUAAUCAAAGGUGAGGGUGAAAUGAACAGCCAGGGACUAAUCUUUAGUUUGAAUUUAAUGCUACGUUCACACUCGGCGUAAAUGCGUGCUUAAGAAUGUAGGGCUGGGUGAUAAAAUCGAUCUAAGUUAAAUAGAUCAAUAAUCGAUUCAUAAAAAUUGAGAUCAGUCUAGCACAUAAAGCUAGAGUCUGCUAGCUCGAUGCUAACGUUUAAUGGAAUUUCCCAUAGGACGGCUAAUGCUAACUCUCAAGGACU
Molecule: messenger RNA, 2447 nt
Organism: Oryzias melastigma (Indian medaka)
Lineage: Eukaryota; Metazoa; Chordata; Actinopteri; Beloniformes; Adrianichthyidae
Gene: cnih2
Product: cornichon family AMPA receptor auxiliary protein 2
Exons: 6
Coding region: 1183-1665 (160 amino acids)
Biological process (GO): regulation of AMPA receptor activity; vesicle-mediated transport
Cellular component (GO): dendrite; synapse
Source: RefSeq, a predicted model, not a curated record